Loxodonta africana (African savanna elephant) is the source of this 1221-nucleotide messenger RNA. It is a transcript of the gene RETN, whose product is annotated as resistin. The coding region runs from base 226 to 564 and encodes 112 amino acids. The transcript has 4 exons. The record is from RefSeq and is a predicted model, not a curated record. Gene Ontology annotation, cellular component: extracellular region. Lineage: Eukaryota; Metazoa; Chordata; Mammalia; Proboscidea; Elephantidae. Gene Ontology annotation, molecular function: hormone activity.
GGCUGAAAGGUGGGUAGAGCUUCCUGCACCUGGGCCCCUUGAGUCAGCUCUAGGGGCCUCCUCUUGGCCCCGGAUGUGGGAAGGGAGGGCCAGGGGGCUGAGGGACUUAUUAGCCAAGACAGGAAGCCCCACACUAGAGGCCUUAAAAGGGGAGGCCAUUGUAGCAGGGCUCAGGAAUCUGUGUCCCAGAUUCGGUCUGCUGAGUCCACAGACGGCACCUCCAGGAUGAAGGCUGUCUUCCUCCUCCUCCUCCUCCUCCCUGUCCUGGGGCUGCUGGUGUCUGGCGAGUCCCGGUGUCCUGUGGAUGCAGCCAUCGAUCAGGAGAUCCAGAGAGGCACCAUCUCCGUAAUUCUUGAGGCUUUUAACGGCCUUCGCCUGGACUGCCAAAGCGUGACCUCCAGGGGGGAUCUGGCCACCUGCCCAGCAGGUUUCGCCGUCACUGGCUGCGCGUGUGGUUACGGCUGUGGCUCAUGGGACGUGCGUGCAGAGACCACGUGCCACUGCCAGUGCCAGGGCAUGGACUGGACUACAGCACGCUGCUGCCGCAUGCUGCUUUCAAAAUGAGCUCGCGCAUGUGCAGCGCCGGCGGGGGAAUGGGCCAGGUCUCGGAGGGGUGGGGCUGGAAAUAAACUAAGUGCUGAUGUAAGGGAUGUGUGAGCUUCUCGGUUUCUUUUGUGGGGUUGAGGGGAGGGGGCUGAUCUCAUGUCAUUAGGAAGAUGCUGGGGGUGGCAGACGCUUUCUUCUGCCCCAGCCCCCUUCCUCCCAUGUUGUCCCUCACCUCUACCUCCAAUAAUGGGGAACCAACUUCCUGUAAUGGCUCCACCACUCAGGGCUCAUGCCACCUUCAGGAGGGGAAGUGGGUCUUACGUUUGAUGCCACCUCGGUGGUCACCCUCGGAUCUCCGGCCUCCCAGGAAGUAGUUAUCCCCUCCCGCCCCCACAAUGAAGUUUCAUCUAGGAACUCUGUCAGUCCACGUACAGGACCAGACAGGAACCCGCUCCUUAAAACUUCGGGGCCUAGAGCCCCAGCAGCCCCAAGGUUGGGAUGGAGCCCAGAAUCAUUCCCUAGCACCCAGCUCUGAGCCCCUAUCCCUCACUCCCCACUAGUAUCAGAGACUUUUAAGGAGUAGGAGAAGCAGCAGGAAACACCUUCAACGUCCCUUGCCUCCCUGUGGAUACAAAUGCAGGUGAUUCAGGUUCAGAUCCCCAGGAAUCCUGACCC